AUGGAGGCCAACCCCGCCAAACCGGCCUCCCUCACCAUCAAGCGCACCAUGCUGCGCGACAAGCCCACGCCCUACGUCAUCACCGACAAGGCGCCAGCCAAGGGCUCGUCUGACUGGCGGCGCGUGGUGGCGGUGAUUGUGCAGGGCAAGGCGUGGCAGUUCAAGGACUUCCCCUUCAAGGGGGCGGACACGGGCAACCUGGUGGACACGUUCCACAACGUCCUGGGAAUAUACCCGCACUAUGCGGACGAGCGCCCCCCAGACACGGUGCGCUCCUGGAACGUGCGCCUGGUGCCGCUGCAGCGUGAGGGGCGCUUCCUCGACCGCGCGGCGGUGCUGGACGUCUUCAAGGCCCUCGACGCGUUCCUGGCGGCGCGCCGCUGCGAGCUCGAGUACUGA
Monoraphidium neglectum is the source of this 399-nucleotide messenger RNA. Its product is annotated as putative Parafibromin. Gene Ontology annotation, biological process: transcription elongation by RNA polymerase II; positive regulation of transcription elongation by RNA polymerase II. The record is from RefSeq and is a predicted model, not a curated record. The transcript is spliced from 4 exons. Gene Ontology annotation, cellular component: Cdc73/Paf1 complex. Lineage: Eukaryota; Viridiplantae; Chlorophyta; Chlorophyceae; Sphaeropleales; Selenastraceae. The coding region runs from base 1 to 399 and encodes 132 amino acids. Gene Ontology annotation, molecular function: RNA polymerase II complex binding.